UGUGACACAAGAUGAUACAUUGAUGACAACACUAACAGUGAGAGAAGCAAUAUACUAUUCAGCACAACUCCAAUUACCAGAUUCAAUGUCAAGAUCCGAGAAGAAAGAAAGAGCUGAAGCAACAAUAAGAGAAAUGGGAUUACAAGAUGCAAUGAAUACAAGAAUUGGAGGGUGGAGUGUAAAAGGAUUAAGUGGUGGACAAAAGAGAAGAGUUAGUAUUUGCAUAGAAAUACUAACACGUCCAAAGCUUCUUUUUCUUGAUGAGCCAACUAGUGGACUUGACAGUGCAGCUUCUUACCAUGUCAUGAAUAGAAUAGUUCAAUUGGCUAAACAAGAUGGAAGAACUGUGGUUGCUUCUAUACAUCAGCCAAGUAGUGAAGUUUUUGAGCUUUUCCACAAUCUUUGCCUUCUCUCCUCUGGUAGGACUGUCUACUUUGGUUCCAUUUCUGCUGCAAAUGAGUUUUUUGCACUGAAUGGCUUCCCAUGUCCAACUAUGAGGAAUCCUUCUGACCACUACUUAAGGACAAUCAACAAGGACUUUGAUGCUGAUAUCGAGAAAGGAGUUGGUGGAAAAGCCACGGCGACAGAAGCAAUCAAUAUUCUGGUUAAGUCAUACAAGACCUCACAGGGUUGCCAACAAGUUCAACGUCGAGUUCUGGAGAUUUGCCAACAGAAUGGUGGACAAGAAGCAAAGAAAGGAAACCAAGCAAGUUUCAUUACUCAGUGCACGGUUCUAACCAGGAGAUCUUUUGUGAACAUGUAUCGUGAUCUUGGUUAUUACUGGCUUCGUUUUGCAAUAUAUAUUGCUUUGUGCUUGUGUGUUGGCACUAUAUUUCAUGACAUUGGCCACGACUAUGGCUCCAUUCAGGCUAGAGGUUCAAUGCUCAUGUUUGUUGCUGCCUUCUUAACCUUUAUGGCUAUUGGUGGAUUCCCAUCUUUUGUUGAGGAUAUGAAAAUUUUCACUCGAGAAAGAUUAAAUGGGCACUAUGGUGUGGCUGCAUAUGUCAUUGGAAAUACAUUCUCUUCCAUUCCUUACCUAGCAAUGAUCUCAGUAAUACCUGGUGCUAUGGCUUAUUACCUUGUUGGAUUACAAAAGGAGUUUGAUCACUUUGCUUAUUUUGCACUAAUGUUAUUCACAACAAUGAUGUUAGUCGAAAGUCUAAUGAUGAUCGUGGCAAGUAUUGUACCAGAUUUUCUCAUGGGAAUUAUAACAGGAGCUGGAAUUCAAGGUGUUAUGAUGCUUAACGGAGGUUUCUUUCGAUUGCCUAAUGAUCUUCCUAAUCCAUUUUGGAAAUAUCCAAUGUAUUAUAUUGCAUUUCACAAAUAUGCAAAUCAAGGGUUUUAUAAGAAUGAGUUCUUGGGAUUAACUUUUCCUAAUGAGCAAAUUGGAGGGCCAGCUACAAUUACUGGUGAUGAGAUUUUGAGAAAUAUAUGGCAAGUGCAAAUGGGAUAUUCAAAAUGGGUUGAUGUUGCAAUUGUUUUUGGAAUGGUGAUUCUCUAUAGGUUCAUGUUUUUGGGAAUAAUUAAGACAGUGGAGAAGGUUAAGCCUAUGAUUAGAGCAUUUCUGGCUCGAACUUCCAAAAAUCCAACUCAUGCUGAAGAUCCAUAUGCUUCUCCUAUGGAUGCUUGAAAAAUAAUUAUUAUAGUGUUUAUGAUAUAUGUUGUUGAUGUAAAAUAAAAGUUUUGUUGUAUUCAAGACCAAUGCCUUGUUGGUAUUCUACCUGCUUUUUUUUGGUUAACUAGGGAAACCCGCAGUCGCUACUCGAUCUUCGGGUGUGAACAGGGUAAAUCUUGCUCCUAUGUAAUAGUUCGCAAACCUCAAAAGAGGAUAAACUACACUAGACAAGCCUUCUACCUACUUUUGCGAGUAUUAAAUGUUGGAAUAUUUUGUUUUUCCCUA
This is a messenger RNA of Nicotiana tabacum (common tobacco), 1900 nucleotides long. RefSeq names its product ABC transporter G family member 1-like. Gene Ontology annotation, cellular component: membrane. Gene Ontology annotation, molecular function: ABC-type transporter activity; ATP binding; ATP hydrolysis activity. The record is from RefSeq and is a predicted model, not a curated record. NCBI's taxonomy places the organism in Eukaryota, Viridiplantae, Streptophyta, Magnoliopsida, Solanales, Solanaceae.